Molecule: messenger RNA, 547 nt
Organism: Anopheles stephensi (Asian malaria mosquito)
Lineage: Eukaryota; Metazoa; Arthropoda; Insecta; Diptera; Culicidae
Exons: 2
Coding region: 26-442 (138 amino acids)
Source: RefSeq, a predicted model, not a curated record
UGCUUCGAUCAGCUUAAAAAUCACAAUGACACGAUCGUACCAUUGGUUUGCAUUGAUCCCAGUGCUUCUCCUGUCGCUAAUGCUUCAACAAACGCUUGGUGAGUGGGAACGAAAUGCAGUAGCGAGCCCGAUUGUUGGCACAGCACGGGGUGCAUCUUCAACCACCCGUUCGGUCCCGCUGGACGGUGAUCGUGCGUCCCGGGUACGGGCACAGUUGGCCGGUGGGUUCAUCGACGAUGCAAUGGUGCAUAAAAACGGUGCAACGGAACGGCACGCUUACGUCGUUGGCCACCAGCGGACGAACGGUGCCGGAAGUGGACGGACGAAGCAGACAGCCGUCCAUGGGACGAGCGGACCGAUUCACACUUACAUAAAGACAGACAAAAAUGCCAACUUUAAGUGGGGUGUGCGGCACUUUGUCGGGGCAAAGUAUGCUCGCUGAGCGGGACUAAUGGUUGGAACCGUGGACGGAAGAGCGCCUGGAUGGGUAAUUUAAUAUGUUUAACGAUGUUUAUGUUUAAAAAACGAUGUAAUUUUAGUCUUAACU